GACAGGAGUAGCUCAGUGUGUAGCUCUAGUAAUCGCUCAAAAUAUCUGGUUCGAAUCUCGCUAGUAAUAUCUUUCUACUUCAAGGUGAAUUUUUGUAAACAAAUGAAAAUGCUAAUUAACAAAUAUUGAAUCGCAGUUUUAAUAAAAAUAGCAUAUUUGUAUUUUUAAUUAUUAAUCGCGCAAAGAAGAUAGUGCGAUAUGUAUCAAAAUUUGAUACAAAAACCCGAAACGCCAAAUAGAUAAAAAUAAGUUUUUAUUUUUAGUGAUUGAGCAGUAGAACUAAUCUAUAUGACUCUUUCAGUUAAGAACUAGGUAUAGCGCAUGUCUCCAUUAAAUUUUCUUUUAUACGAUCAGCAAUAAAAAUAUAGUGAUUUGUUAAUUACAUACAAUUAAUCAGUAUUUGUCAUUUAACAUUUCCAUUUAAUGAUAGAGAACUUAAAGUAAAAACACUUAACAGUGAAGAGAUUCGAAUCUUUGACUUGAGAUUAGUAUACUUCCACGCUACAGUCAGCUGUUGGUUCUUGUUGUUCAAAUUUGGCCAACACAGGCCACGUGAAAUAGAUGAUGUAUAACAUUAUUUUCCUUAUUUUAGGUUUCCCUUGAAUUAGUCUUCUGUGUUUUUCUUUCUUCUGUCCGUUCAUCUCCUCAACCUUUCAGUUUUUUACUGGGAAGCCUUGAUUUUUUGUACCUUUUCCUUGAAUUCAUGUCAUUUUCCUGUGUCUUUGUAUGUUAUUCCCAACUCCUCUAUACUUUUUGUGACUUCCAUAAACCAUGAAAUUUGGAUUUCAAAUUUUUGUGAAAGAAGUUGAAUAUUUUUUGUCGGCGUCUUCUCAUUGUGUCUGUUAAUAUUCUUAGUUUUCCAUACUCCGACUUGUUCCGUUUGUUUCCAGAUCCCUUUUUAUACUUCGGAGCAGCGACUAUGUCAACGACAGCAAAAUAUUUUAUGGUUAUGGCCCUCGGAAAUCUCGGAAGAAAUUUUAUUUUAUAAUUUCUUUAAUUUAGUAUUAUGUCGUAUUGCAUUAAGAAAUUGGUGCCUUCUAAUAAAGAAAAUCGAAGACUGCCAGUGUGACAUCCCAUACAAAAUACACGAACGAACAUGAUCGCUAAGUCCGUCAGGUCACGCACCGUGAUCUUAGGCAGGUCCCAUAGGCUCGUGGCGGGAACUGGUAAGAACGCUGCGCGUUCGCGCGUGCGCACAGCCAAGUGUUUUUUAAACCGCACGACUGCCGCCCAAGAAGCCUUGCUUGAGCCGCGGGUAGGGGGGAAACGUCGCGAGUGUGUGUGUCGGCAGCGGGGAGCUCACAGCAGUGCAGUGCGAAAUCCUGCCGCGUCCAGUCAUCUGUUAUCUGUGCCAGCGCCGUUAGUGACGUCAGAGUGCUGCAGGGCAGUCGCCUGUGCCAAUCAUUCGUCGUGUUGCCUCGAAGCUCUAGAGACUGCUGUGCAACUAUUUUAUUUGCUGUGUUCGAGCGUUAAGUUGUGAUGUACGCAGUCGCAGAAUACUUUGCGGAUACUCGGUGGCCACUGGUUUGAAAUUCUAACGUUGCACUUGUCCUGUAGAGCACUGUUGCUACAGGCGCCAGUUUCUCAGCGCGUGGGUAAUAAGCAGCUAGCGAUCGACGAAGGCGUCAGUCGUUAUCAUCUGGCAAAACGCCCAGACGAGAUAUCGGCGCAGCUUUUUCCUUCUUUUGUCACAACCUUGACACCGGGGUUUUCGCUGAGCGAGAGCCGAAAAAUUACACAGUUGGCUAGAUAACCGUAUGAAGCUUCUACUUCUGUAGGGCUCUUCAGCAGAAACCUUAUUUCACAGCUGCUACUUUCAGCUUAACUCAUUACACUCUGUUAGUACUCUGUAGCAAAAUCAAACCACUGCAGGAAACUUCAUCAUAAACAGUUGGGUGGCGUCAUUCCGUCCUUCAGACAACUACCGUAGAUCUGCAGGAUACUCUAGCCCUGGUUUUUUAUAUCCAUCAUGUUCUGAACUACAGUAAAACCCUCUGUUCGCCCAUUGGUGCCACCUUAAACAGUGCAUUUCAUUGCAUGACUUACUAGUAGAGAUCGAAGGUGAAUAUAAGUAUCAUUUCAUCUCUUACAACUGUCUCUGUUUACUGCCUUGUGAUUCACAAGUGUUAUUAAUCAGUGCUUUGUUCUGCUGUUGUACGAUACCAAUACCGACGCAUUGCCUCAGUUGUAGAGAAACAUUUAAGUAAGUAACGCCUUCAGCGAGAGCACUCCAGUCUACUGACAGGCAGAGGUGUAGGUUUUUGUACUAGACGUGUAAUCCCGUUAUGUCUUGCAGUGUGGUGCUGUGCGUGGGCGGAACACAUUUCCAUUCGAGCUUCCAGUAGCAGUGCGGAUGUGACAGUGUGCUAAAGUUAUGCAGACAAAUCUCGUUCCAUUCAGAAGUCUGCGUGUAAGGGGUACGGGAGCUACAGUGUGUGCUGAAACCGCGAGCGGUCGCCAGAGAGGAGAUAAAGGCGCUGUUACGCAGCUGGAGAAUCAGUGACGGACUUCCCAUCGCCCGAUAAAAAGAGCAGUUCCCGAGGAAACGCGCCACUCGAGUUGAGAGUGUGCGUCCCAUUGAAUGGCGAUAUCGCUGAUGACGUCGCUUCUGCAGUGGUAACCUCUCCGGUCGUCAGUGCUCGCGGCAGCGAUAAUGUUCUGUACGGGCUGGCAAACUCGAAGGCGGGAUUGAAUCAUCGGUGGUACACACUAAAACUAGUGGACUGGUUUGAAAGUUCUGUAUUGUGAGCGCCAGUUGAGAAUGAGUGCUUAAGAAGAUAGACGGCUGGGUGCACUCGCAGUGGACUAUCGCUGUAAACACAGCUUGGUGAUAUUGGCGUCUCGUAGUCACACUACCUUUGUCCUGUUGGGUUCUCGCGACUGUGUGAAAUUAAGCAAUUGAAGGAAGUGAUGUGUCUUCAAUGAUGAGCACGAUUUUGCGCAUUUCACGAUAUUGACGUGCAGAUCACGUUAGAAUUUGUGUGGCGUCUGAGUGCAUCUGUGUAUUAGACGUGUGUAGAGUUAUGAUAAAGUGCCAAAGUUAUAUCUGGUCUCGCCUCAUUGAGACCGUCUUGUUCACAUUGUGUUGAGUGCUGAUCACGACGCCAAUCACAUCUCGACAAGCCUUGUGGAUUGUACUGUAGUCUCAUCUGGUGGACCUGCGUCUUCAGAGACAUGCUGUGGUCGCAUUGAGGACCUCACCCACUUAUGAUAAAGUGCCAGAUGGUUCCCAUCUGUACCAGCAUCGUCGACGUUACCUUGCUCGGAGCUACACUCAUCUCCUCGCGCCUGUCGUGGUCACUAUUGGGACCCCUUUCGCUCGAGUACCAGUAGCUACGUCGAUCGCACCUGCGACAGCCUUGUAGACACUGCUGUUGGCGCAUCUGGAAUCGCCUCGUCUCGUGGAACCUGUCGUUGUGGCAUCGGGAGAAUCCUCUCUCCCCCGGUGAUAAAGUGGAAGUUGUUAUCCAUCUGGACCAGCUUCGCCGACCCUACCCUGCUGGAUUGCGCACUCCCCUUGUGCUGGAGAGUCGGCGGCAGCAGAGAGCUAUGGCGCCCAACCUGGAGGAGCGUUCGCUGGUGCUGCCCCGCGGCCAGCGCUCGGGAGGGGCGGCCGCCUGGCACCAGAUGGCGGACACGGCGGUGGUGCGGUCUCGGCGCGAGCACCUCGCCGUCAAGGAGGCGCUGACCGCCUCCCAAGGCAUCGCCCCCGGCCCAGACCUGCCGCCCGCCGCCGCCCCCGCGCCUGCCGCCGGCAACCUGCGCACCUUUCUCAGGAAGCUCCGACAGGCCAUACGCAAAGAUGGCAGCAAGGUGACUACAGUAGUAGCAACCCCUGGCCAGGGUCCCGACAGACCACAGGAAGUGUCCUAUACGGACACAAAAGUCAUUGGGAAUGGCAGCUUUGGUGUUGUCUAUCAGGCCAAGCUAUGUGAUACAGGAGAGAUGGUGGCCAUCAAGAAGGUGCUCCAGGAUAAGAGGUUCAAGAAUCGGGAGUUGCAAAUUAUGCGGCGCCUGGAACAUUGUAACAUAGUGAAACUGAAGUACUUCUUCUAUUCGAGUGGUGACAAGAAAGAUGAAGUUUACUUGAAUCUUGUACUGGAGUAUAUACCAGAGACUGUGUACAAAGUUGCAAGGCAUUACAGUAAAUCUAAGCAAACUAUACCUACUAGUUUUAUUAAGUUGUACAUGUACCAACUGUUUCGAAGCUUGGCGUACAUUCACUCAUUAGGCAUCUGCCAUCGGGAUAUAAAACCUCAGAACUUGUUGCUGGACCCGGAGACAGGUGUUCUCAAACUGUGUGACUUUGGCAGUGCCAAGAAUCUGGUAAAGGGUGAGCCAAAUGUGUCGUAUAUCUGCUCACGCUAUUACCGUGCUCCGGAGCUCAUAUUUGGGGCCAUUGACUACACCACCAAAAUAGAUGUAUGGAGUGCUGGAUGUGUGUUGGCAGAAUUGCUCCUGGGUCAGCCCAUAUUCCCAGGUGAUUCUGGCGUCGACCAGUUGGUUGAAAUCAUAAAGGUGCUCGGAACACCGACACGUGAACAGAUACGUGAGAUGAACCCUAACUACACAGAGUUCAAAUUUCCGCAGAUAAAGUCUCACCCGUGGCAGAAGGUAUUCCGUGCGCGCACUCCACCAGAGGCAAUCGAUUUGGUGUCACGUCUUCUGGAGUAUACACCGUCGUCGCGUACAUCACCGCUGCAGGCAUGUGCUCACACUUUCUUUGAUGAGCUCCGGGAGCCUAACACUCGGCUUCCCAAUGGCCGUGAGUUACCACCGCUGUUCAAUUUCACAGAGCAUGAGCUAAGCAUCCAGCCAUCUCUGAACCCCAUCCUCAUCCCGCGCCACAUACAGGAAGCGGGUGGAGCGAGCGGUGCCGUGUCAGACGCCACAGCGGGUGCGAACCCAGGCAGCGGGGGAGCUGUUGGCACGGGGAGUAGUGUAGCCGAAGGUGCCGGCAGCUCAGGAGGGGCGGGCAACGACGCCGGAGGUGUUGGAGCCGGCGCUCCAAGCAGCGGGGGCGGCGGAUCUGCGGCGACGGCCGCUUCGACGAGCAUGGCCUAGGUGCUUGUUUGCCUUUCGUGAGGGUGAGGUUGAGGGCAGUUGGCAGAGGUGUGAACAGACCACGUAAGGAGGCACUGGAACGCGGAGAAGGGUGAGGAGGGAGAAGAGGAACAGCUGCUACAGGGCGUAGUCGUGGGCAUUUGUCCAAAUAUUUUAUUUCAUUUUAUAAUUAUUACCUUUUUUACUUUUUGUUUUUAAGAAUAUUUCAUCUCCUGCUGUAGUCUUUGGAUCUUAUGAUUGUUACUAACUUUUUUAAAAAAAAUGUUGGCAUUUUACUGUAAAUGAAAAGUACCUGCUGAAUGGAAUGUGUAAUUAGCCUUUCAAAAACUUGGCAUUAGAUAUGUGUAAGAAAAUUGAUUUAUCGGUUGGCUUAUUGAAGUCAUGUACGUGAUUGUUUUAAUUAGGCAGGAAAUGUUUUAGAUACCAGUGUCACUCUGCUGGACUACAGUCAGUUUCCUUUUAAAAAAAAAAAAAGAUGCGAGGAGAUGGUGUAUAUACUAGUGUGGCAGUUGCCAUCCUUUUUAUGGCCAUGGCAUUAUAUUUUACCAGUGUACAAAUAUUGAUGCUAAUUGGUCAAUUUAUUUAGCAAUAUUUGUCCUGAUGUCUGUUUAAUUUAUAUAAUUUAUGGUUAAAUGAUGCACAUGUAUAAUUUGAUCUCACUGGGGAACAGUGACUUGAAAAACUGAACAGUUUGACAAAAUUUGAAUAAAUAUUGCUUGUAUCCUGGGCCGUUUUGAUCGUGAUUUAAAUUUAUACAAGAUGAAGAAGAAUUGUACUUUUAUAUGGGUCUAACAUUGACAGAAUAAACGCAGUUGCUAUGACAUUAUUUUGUAAAUUUUUCCUUUAACAGUUGUUUUUGAUAUUGAUCAGAGGAAUUGUGUAUUUUCUGUGAUGAAUAAGAUUUUUCUUGGUCUUACCUGUAGAUGGUAAGGAAUGUACAUAUUGAUUCAUUCAUUCUCAACUGCCAUCGGCAUACUGUUUUCACUGUAUCGAAGCUAUUCUUUAAUUGUGCCAUGUGAUUUCAAUGUUGCAGCUUAUAUUGCUUGGAGAUCUUGUUAAAGAGUUUGAGUGUUGCUGGAUUGAGGUUACUGUCACGAUUAGCAUCCAGAGUGAAAUUGUAGUGUCACAGUAUCAGAAUUCCCACAGUUUCCUGUGGUACCGUGUUUCAUAAGUACAAAACUUAGCCUAACUGAUGUGGGAAUUGUUUAUCGUUAUUAUCCUGAGAGUUUGUUCGGUUCGAUUUGCCGCUGUUCCUGAGCUAGGUGGCGACUCCGAUAGCAGCUCUUCGUGGAGUAGUGGCUUGCAGCAGUUUGAUUUUGGAUUUUACUUUUCUCUUCCUGCCGUUCUGCACUUCUGUGACUUUUCCUCGUGUGUGUCUUAAGGGCUGAGUCGGCGAGAGAGUACCACUAAAGAGGAACGACAUAGUACUAUAUCUCCUGCUUCAUUAGAGACUGCUGUUAAUAUAAAUAUUUAAAAAAAUGAACUCCACGCAAAGAUCUUCCGUGUAGGAAGUUUGUCCCAGAAGCCGUGUGUUUUCGUGCUAUUAGAUGUAAAUGAAUAUUAUCGGAAAAGAAUUUAAAAUAGCCACAGUUAAUUAUGCAGAAGUAGUCAUGAUAAGUCACGUCAGAUUCAGAUGCUUGUAUAGUUGACUAAGGAUUUUUUUCUUGUUUCCUCGUGUAUAAAUAUAAUAAAAGUAUGUAAUGUUAAACAGUUAUGAGUUUAAAGUGAUAAGUAAUAACAAAAAAAUAGAAGCAGAAUUUCUUAAUAUUACGCAAGGGAAAGGGGAUGCCUUCAUUUUGUAGGUGGAAGACCGUCACUUUUCCAGGCAGAUGUGUUGAAGGUUGAUGAGUUCCAAUUCUAUAAAUGCUGUAUUUGAAAAUAAGACUGUAGUAUUUAUGUGUGAUGGUACAAGUAACGUGCACUUCUUCAAAGGUCGAACACCGUAAAUGUGCCAUCUGUGAUAUUUUACAGCUUGAACUGUUGUAUAACCCACUUUCCUUUGUGUAAUGAGUUUAGUACCAAACAGACAAAAAAUAAAAAGAAAUGCAAUGGAAUGGCAAAUGUAAUAACAAUCUGUAGACACGCAGUCAUAUCCUAAUAAGUGUGACAAAGUUACACAUUGUUUGGCCACUCACAAUGAGAAACUUUCUGUCAGUACUUCUGUGUGUGCAUAUUUGACACUGCACAUUGUUGCAUGUAUAAAUAUUGUGAUAUUUUGAGAAAAAAGGAAACCUCUGUGAAAUUUAACACAGUGAUUUAAGAAAGAACCAAUAAAUCAUUUUAUACCCACAUAAUAGUUGUUAUUUGGCAUUGUUUUGGAGUUGUCUACUAGUCUUAUGUAAAGCAUCUUUUGCUUGUUUCUCUGUCAACACAGGCUUGCAUGAAUGAUUUUUUUUUUAUUUUGUAAGCAAAUGAAUAUAUAUUCUACAUGUAAAUAUUCCUGUUUUGUGGACUUGUUGUGAGUGGUUUACUAAAAAUAGACGUUGUAGGGGACUGAUAUCCUAUCGGUAUCUUCAGAUACAUUUGUCAUGAGAAUGAAGGUUUUAUUGGAGAGGUAUAUAUAAUAUAUACAUAUAUAUAUAUAUAUAAAUAGAAAAUAAUUAUAAUUACCUUUAUGUAACAUAAAAGUUUUAAAUAGUAACAGAUUUUUUUGAGACUUACUUGUAUCUGUGUUUCCCAGAAAUGUACAUCAUAAAAAUAAUUUUAUGAACAAUA
Molecule: messenger RNA, 7779 nt
Organism: Schistocerca gregaria
Lineage: Eukaryota; Metazoa; Arthropoda; Insecta; Orthoptera; Acrididae
Gene: sgg
Product: glycogen synthase kinase-3 beta
Exons: 8
Coding region: 3550-5064 (504 amino acids)
Biological process (GO): protein phosphorylation; negative regulation of canonical Wnt signaling pathway; signal transduction
Cellular component (GO): cytosol; cytoplasm; nucleus
Molecular function (GO): protein serine/threonine kinase activity; ATP binding
Source: RefSeq, a predicted model, not a curated record